GCGGGGAUGAAGGCUGCAUGUGGCGGUGUGUGUGUGUCAACUGCUCGGAUGCGUUUCACGACGUCUGAGCUUCGCUUCUUUUCGCCUCCUUUGCUCAGUAGUUGACUCGUCCUUCUACCCACCUACCUGUCCCCGCCAGCGGACCGGCCCACCAAGGACUUUUUUCCCCCCUUUAAAGAUGGGUGUGUGGCACUCUGUACCUGGCCCGCCAGAAUACAGACAACUGGCGGAAAAGACGGGCUUCAGCUGCGAGCAGAUAGGAGUUCUGCAUAAAAGAUUCAAGCAGUUGAGCCACGACGAAGACACCCUGAGGAGGGAGCACUUCAUGGCCAUCCCAGAUCUGGCGUGGAAUCCCAUCCGUCUGGAGAUCAUAGGGGCGUUCUUCGACAGGAGAAACUUUGUGCCAGCUGGAGACGGCACGGUGGACGAGAUCCGCCUGGAGGAGUUUGUGGUCAUCAUGUCCCAUUUCAAGCCGCCUUCGCUGAGCAUGACGGACGAGGAGCGGGACAGCAUCAGGAAGGAGAAACUGAGAUUUUUAUUCAACAUGCACGACAACGACAACGACGGGAUAAUAACGCUGGAGGAAUACAGACAUGUGGUAGAGGAGCUUCUAUCUCGCAGCGGGUCCAUCGGCAAGGAAACGGCCGAAAGCAUCGCAGAGGCCGCCAUGUUGGAAGUGGCCGCUAUAUCGAUGGGUCACAUGGAACCUGACGAGUUCUAUGAGGGCAUCACAUUUGAGCACUUCCUCAAGCUGCUGAAAGACUUUGAGAUUGAGGCGAAGAUGAACGUCCGCUUUUUGAACAUGGACACGACAAAUCUAUGCAAGUGACGUUUGUACGAAUCCAAUAUUAAGUCAUGACUGUAUAUACAGUACAGUAUGCGUGCAUUGAGCAGCACCGCUUUUGAGAAACUAUGCAAAUCCCUACACAAUGCACACAUUCUUCUUAUGCAACAGCAUUUGUAUAUAGUCCAAAUGCAAGCCAAUAUGCAAGAUGUGGGGAUGCGGGUUUGACUUUGUAUGCACAUACUUUCAAAGGGUUAUUGACAAUGUUCCCUCUAAGGUGCACGCCUGUGCAAUUGCGCACUGCUCAAGCGUCCUCUGCGCACGGCAAAUAUAUACCACGCACAAAAUCAAAUUAAAAAAUAAGCGCAUAACAAUUUUCGAGACGACACGGACACGACAGAGAAAACAGUUUUCGUCAUCAUUGUUGAAAUAUUGUAACGUCUGUCGACAUGAGGACAUGAAUUCCAUCGAUCACUGUACUGAGCAAAACGCUUUAUUGUUGGCCAUAAACACAUCACCAAAACAUUAGUAAAAAAAAUUAUAUCUAGCAAAACUGGUCAUUUUCUGCAGUACAAACCAGACCAAAACCAACUUUGUUAUAUCAACAGCAGCCGCUUGCUCUUUCUCACUUGCGCCAACACAUGCACAUAUGGCACUUAGCCAGUGAUGCGUUCACAGCCACAAAAAAAGUCGGACAACUCCAACACCACACAUAAAGUGUAAUUCCAGGUCGUUACACUAUGAUUUACCAAUCAAAUGUAUGCUUAUUCUAGUGUCAUUUAUUAGGAAUAGGGAUGUCGAUAUUAUAUUAUCGGCCGAUAAAUGUGUUAAAAUGUAGUAUCGGAAAUUAUCGGUAUCGUUUUUUUUUUAUUAUCGGUAUCGGUUUUUUUCGUUUUGUUUUGUUUUUUUAUUAAAUCAACAUAAAAAACACAAGAUACACUUACAAUUAGUGCACCAACCCAAAAAUCUCCCUCCCCAUUUACACUCAUUCACACAAAAGGGUUGUUUUUUUCUGUUAUUAAUAUUCUGGU
Molecule: messenger RNA, 1815 nt
Organism: Nerophis lumbriciformis (worm pipefish)
Lineage: Eukaryota; Metazoa; Chordata; Actinopteri; Syngnathiformes; Syngnathidae
Gene: tescb
Product: tescalcin b
Molecular function (GO): calcium ion binding
Source: RefSeq, a predicted model, not a curated record